AUGGGCUGCCUCCGCCGCGCGCUCCGCCUCGGCCUACGCCGUGGGCUCUCCUCCUCCUCGGCGGCUCCGGCGGCCGCGGAGCAGGCUGAGCUCCCCCCGCCGCGCCCCUCCGCGGGGCGCCGCGUGGUGGUCACGGGGCUCGGGGCCGUCACCCCUCUCGGCCGCGGCGUGGGGCCCACCUGGGACCGCCUCGUGGCCGGCGGCUGCGCGGUGCGCGCGCUCGCCGCCGAGGACCUGCGCCUCCCGGGGGGAGCCGACGCGGGGAGGACGCUGGAGCAGCUCCCGUCCAGGGUCGCCGCCCCCGUGCCGCGCGGGAAGGGCGACGCCGAGUUCGACGAGGAGGCUUGGACUAAGGACAAUAAAUCUAUAUCCGGAUUUAUAGCCUAUGCUCUAUGUGCAGCUGAUGAGGCUUUAAGAGAUGCAAAUUGGUUGCCUUCAGAAGAUGAGAAGAAGGAAAGAACGGGAGUCUCAAUCGGUGGAGGGAUUGGAAGCAUCUCAGACAUUUUAGAUGCAUCGCAGAUGAUACUUGAAAAUCGUCUACGUCGCCUCAGUCCAUAUUUCAUUCCCAAGAUUUUGAUUAACAUGGCAUCCGGUCAUGUCAGCAUGAGAUAUGGUUUCCAGGGUCCAAACCAUGCUGCUGUGACAGCUUGUGCCACAGGUGCCCACUCUAUUGGUGAUGCUACACGGAUGAUUCAAUUUGGAGACGCGGAUGUAAUGGUGGCUGGUGGAACAGAGUCCAGCAUUGAUGCUUUGUCUAUAGCUGGAUUUUCUAGAUUAAGAGCAUUGUCUACAAAAUAUAACUCUCUUCCUCAAGCGGCUUCCAGGCCAUUUGAUUGUGGUAGAGAUGGAUUUGUGAUUGGUGAAGGUUGUGGAGUUAUGGUGUUGGAGGCACUUGAUCAUGCAAAAGAACGUGGGGCAAAAAUUUAUGCAGAAGUGAGAGGCUAUGGAAUGUCUGGUGACGCACACCACAUAACUCAGCCACAAAAUGAUGGUAGAGGUGCUACCUUAGCCAUGAAACGAGCUUUGGAUCAGUCAGGCCUUCAGGCAGAUCAAAUCGAUUAUCUGAAUGCACAUGCGACCUCAACUCCUCUUGGUGAUGCUGUAGAGGCUAAUGCAAUCAAAUCUGUCUUUGGUGACCAUGCAACAUCAGGUGGUCUUGCAUUGUCCUCAACAAAGGGAGCAAUUGGUCAUCUGCUUGGGGCAGCUGGGUCAGUGGAAGCAAUCUUCACCGUAUUAGCCAUCCACCAUGGCAUCGCUCCACCGACACUUAAUCUAGAAAAACCAGACACGCUGUUUGAAGGCGCGUUCAUGCCUCUAUCUUCCCCAAAGAAGAUGCCUAUCCGAGCUGCCAUCUCGAAUUCCUUUGGGUUUGGUGGAACCAACACGUCGCUGCUGUUCUCGUGCCCUCCUUAGUUGUUUCUAACAGCACCCUGUCUGUUUUGCCUGAAGAGCUGUAGCUGAACAUCCACAGAGAUUUUUUUUUUCCCUGCACAAACACCGGGAGGCACCAUCCGCGUGCACUGAGCAGAAGCUGAGAUUUCAGUCAUUUUUUCACCCUGUGUGCGGCAUGCCCCAUUGUUCUUGUGUUUGCUAAUUUUGUGACUCGGAGGAGUAUCUUUUUUUUUUUGUUUUCAAUUUUAUCUUAAGUUAAAUCAUAAAUUCAUAUAUUGUCUCGCUGGAUUGUGAAUUACCUCGUACAUAGAGAUGAUGUAUUUGUAAUUUUGUUUUACAUGUGAGGCUGAAAAUGCCUGAGACUGAUUUUGCAACAGGCAGACUGGAUGACAGAAGUGUUUAAGGGCUA
Oryza sativa Japonica Group (Japanese rice) is the source of this 1801-nucleotide messenger RNA. RefSeq names its product 3-oxoacyl-[acyl-carrier-protein] synthase, mitochondrial. The record is from RefSeq and is a predicted model, not a curated record. Gene Ontology annotation, biological process: fatty acid biosynthetic process. Gene Ontology annotation, cellular component: mitochondrion. NCBI's taxonomy places the organism in Eukaryota, Viridiplantae, Streptophyta, Magnoliopsida, Poales, Poaceae. Gene Ontology annotation, molecular function: 3-oxoacyl-[acyl-carrier-protein] synthase activity.